This is a messenger RNA of Schistocerca americana (American grasshopper), 1160 nucleotides long. Its product is annotated as checkpoint protein HUS1-like. Gene Ontology annotation, cellular component: nucleolus; checkpoint clamp complex; site of double-strand break. Gene Ontology annotation, biological process: telomere maintenance; meiotic DNA integrity checkpoint signaling; mitotic intra-S DNA damage checkpoint signaling. The record is from RefSeq and is a predicted model, not a curated record. Lineage: Eukaryota; Metazoa; Arthropoda; Insecta; Orthoptera; Acrididae. Bases 96 to 926 code for a protein of 276 amino acids. The transcript is spliced from 6 exons.
ACCAACUGAAGCGGGUGUUCAAAGCAUAAUUAAGGUUAUGUUUACAUUCGAUAAUGGCUGAAAGUGCGCACUAAUAUACGAAAUACACAAGAAAUAUGAAGUUCAGGGGUAAGAUGACGGAGGUGUUAUGUAUAAAGCAGUUUUCAAAUAUAAUCGGAGCCUUGGCAAAACUGGCGAAAGACUGUAAGUUGCGAAUAACACCGGACAAGAUAUUUUUCACUGUGUCGGAUGGUUCAACUCUGGAGCGACCAUUGGCAUAUUGUAUAAUAGAACAGGCCCAUUUCUUCAACGAGUAUACAGUGGUCGGUGUCUCCAACACACACAAUAUGAUAUGUUUAAUUUUUUCACCAGACCUAUUGGCGCGGGCUACGGCCAACUUGAGGACAUCAGCGAGUACUAAAUCAGUGAAAAUGAAACUGACGAACAAAAUGUCACCUUGCCUCACUUUUGAGAUAGAAUCGGGACAAUCACGGCUUUGUGUACACGACAUUCCUGUGACUGUUGUCCCACGGAGACAGUGGGGGAGCCUUGAAGACCCUGUCCUGCCAACUUUUGAUGUUAGUAUAGAUUUCCCAAAUUUCAGGAUUUUGCGAACAAUAGCAGAACGUAUGCGUAACAUCAACUUGUAUUUGGAGGUUGGGGCCAAUUCACUGGGAACACUUGUAAUUGAAACACGGACAGAUAUUGUCAGACUAAGAACUCAGUUCAGCGAUCUCAAUAUAAACAGCACAGCAAACGCAUUGCCUGAUCCAGAAAAGAUUCGAUCCGUGAGAGUGGACGUCCGAAAAUUUGUACAAGUUCUGGCUAGUGAACAGUUGCACCCAAACAAAAUGCAGUGUGAUAUAGCUGAUGGUCGCUUGUUGCACCUCUUAGUCAUACAUGAGGAUGUGACUUUGCAUUACUUCUUGUCACAUUAUGACAGCUGAGAUAUGGCAGUAACCCUUCUUCCUUCCUCAAGUAGGGUUGGGGAGAGAGAGAGCUGUUGGAUCACACAUCUAUCAGAGCCAUGAUUAUGGUUGAUGGACUACUGUGGGAUAGUAACUUGCUGAUGUGUGAAAAUGUAGCAAUAUCUUUCGAUUCCCUUUUUUCUGAUAUGUAUAGCUUCUUAGUAAUUUAUUAUUGAUUCUGUAUUAUCUGUAUUAAAUGUGUUGUCUUGCUAA